Molecule: messenger RNA, 680 nt
Organism: Gilbertella persicaria
Lineage: Eukaryota; Fungi; Mucoromycota; Mucoromycetes; Mucorales; Choanephoraceae
Product: C2 domain-containing protein
Exons: 4
Coding region: 80-562 (160 amino acids)
Molecular function (GO): calcium ion binding
Source: RefSeq, a predicted model, not a curated record
AGUGUAAAAGCUGCAUAAAACAAGAAAAAAAACCUAUUUAUAUCUCUUCCUCUUUUUUUCUACUUUUUAUAAAAAUACGAUGUCGGAAAUAACCAUUCGCAUUGGUGUUCUUAAUGCGAAAGGCCUUGCAGCUGCAGAUAAGACAGGAUUCUCGGAUCCAUACGUAGUCUUAAGAGUAAAUCACAAAAAAUACAAGACAAAGUCAAUCAAGCAAACAUUGAAUCCGGUUUGGGACGCACAUUUCGAUACUAAAAUGUCACCUAAAAAGACGCCUACACUUUUAUCAUUUACAGUAUGGGAUAAAGAUACUAUUGGAAGAGACUUUCUCGGAGAAGUCUCGAUUCCUUUCAAGAACAUCUUUGAUAGAAACAACCAAGGCAUUUCAGAUGGAAUACCUCGAAACUACAAUGAUCCCAACAACUACAGUGCAUAUUAUCAGCUAGCAAAAAGAAGUGAGAAGAACAACGUUAGUGGCGACCUUUGCUUGAAGUUUGGCAUAGUAGAAGAUUAUGUUGGUGACGACAAAAGAUAUGCUGAUGCUUGGGCCCUAUUGAUUGAUUAAAUCAAGCACAUACUGUGCUCUCAUUUUCAAUCUACUCGAUGUUUGAAAAUAUGACCCAAUUUUUUGAAUACUUUUGGAAAUUUGUGCGAGAUUAAAUUAAAAAUAUUUUUUUUUUUUU